ACCUGCCACACAGCAGCUACCGCGCCACAAGCUUUCGUUGCCAUGGCACUCGUCUCCGCCUCCUCCUCCUCCACCACCGCCGUCGCGGCGCUCCCCAGGAAUGGGCAGCGGGCGCCGUCCUUCCUCGGCGGCAAGACGCUGCUGAGGCAGGCCGAGGCGGCGCGGCCGUCGUUCGCCGUGCGCGCCGCCGCGGACCCCGACAGGCCCAUCUGGUUCCCCGGCAGCACCCCGCCGCCGUGGCUCGACGGCAGCCUCCCCGGCGACUUCGGCUUUGAUCCCUGGGGCCUCGGAUCUGACCCGGAGAGCUUGCGAUGGAACGUGCAGGCGGAGCUGGUGCACUGCCGGUGGGCGAUGCUCGGCGCGGCGGGCAUCUUCAUCCCGGAGUUCCUGACCAAGAUCGGCAUCCUCAACACGCCCUUCUGGUACACCGCCGGCGAGCAGCAGUACUUCACCGACACCACCACCCUCUUCAUCAUCGAGCUCAUCCUCAUCGGCUGGGCCGAGGGCCGCCGCUGGGCUGACAUCAUCAAGCCCGGGAGCGUCAACACCGACCCCAUCUUCCCCAACAACAAGCUCACCGGCACCGACGUCGGGUACCCUGGUGGCCUGUGGUUUGACCCGCUCGGCUGGGGCAGCGGCUCGCCGGAGAAGAUCAAGGAGCUGCGCACCAAGGAGAUCAAGAACGGCCGCCUCGCCAUGCUCGCCGUCAUGGGCGCCUGGUUCCAGGCCGAGUACACCGGCACCGGCCCCAUCGACAACCUCUUCGCCCACCUCGCCGACCCCGGCCACGCCACCAUCUUCCAGGCCUUCACCCCGAAAUGAGGAGUUGGAGUUAGCGAUCUGAGAUUGCAACGACGCAUGCAUGGUGGUGGAGAUUGUUAGGUUGAUGGUCGAUCGAUGCGACUCUUUUUUCUUUUUGUGGGGCGGGAUAGACUGUCCAUGAUGAUUGAAUGGUUUGCGGAGCGAUGCAUGCCUGUGUGAUCCUGUACUUGUACUAUGUUGUAACCAAUGUAAAAAUGCAAUACUCGUUAGAUGCUAUGCUCUUUCACCGAA
Panicum hallii is the source of this 1053-nucleotide messenger RNA. Its product is annotated as photosystem I chlorophyll a/b-binding protein 2, chloroplastic. The transcript has 5 exons. Bases 43 to 822 code for a protein of 259 amino acids. Gene Ontology annotation, cellular component: membrane. Gene Ontology annotation, biological process: response to light stimulus; photosynthesis, light harvesting in photosystem I. NCBI's taxonomy places the organism in Eukaryota, Viridiplantae, Streptophyta, Magnoliopsida, Poales, Poaceae. The record is from RefSeq and is a predicted model, not a curated record.